Drosophila erecta is the source of this 5885-nucleotide messenger RNA. RefSeq lists its product as uncharacterized. The transcript has 5 exons. The record is from RefSeq and is a predicted model, not a curated record. Lineage: Eukaryota; Metazoa; Arthropoda; Insecta; Diptera; Drosophilidae.
GGCGCGCUGCGCCAGUGUGUGUGAGCGCACUGUUGUGUGUGUCUGUGUGCCGCACACAUUUUUCAGUUGACUUCGUUGAAAUAAUUUUCGUAACAACGAUCACACUCGUUUGUGUAUUGCGAAGACGGGCGGACGUACGUCGGCGUCGAAUGCGGAAAAAGCGCUAAAGCGAACUAGCGAAAAAGUGCGAAUACCAAAAGAAAAGAGAGCCAAAUAACUUUUUUUUUCACCACGAGCGUCGUCGCGACAACAACAAAAAGGAAUUUAAUAAACCAAAAACAAACGAGAGAGAGAGAAAGCAGCAACUAAAUAUAACAACAAAUGCGUUAAAAAGUUUUGUUUUUUUUUCCACACUGCCAAAAUGCAGUUAGCGUUUGUUUGUCUCCUGAUAUAAACCCAAAACCCAAACCAAUAAUUGUGAAAAUCGAAAAGCCUGGAAAAGGAUUACAUAGAGCGCGAGCGAGACAUCAUUCUAGAGCAAAAGAGAGAGAGUGUGUGGAGGAGCGAUGGCCAGCGAGGAUGUGCAGAUCACUAGCGUCAUCGAUGCCAAUGGCCAGAGUCUACCGCUCCACGGCAACAGUUUGGGCGGUCCCCUGGGCCCGCCCGUCAAACAGGAGCGUCCCGAUGACGCCGAGAUCCGCGAACUAGCGGCCAAAAUGAAGGAGCAGCAAAAGCAACAGGCCGCCCAGCAGGCAUCCCGUCAAGCGGCCAUGCAGCACUCGAAUGGGGGCGCCAAUGCGGCAGCCUCAGCCGGUGGCAACAUGCAGCCGCCGAUCACAAAUGGCAAUGGCCAGACAAAUAUUAUGAGCUAUCUAUCUCGUCAUCAGAAACUACCCAACGGCACCAUGCAGGUGGUGCCCGCCUUGGCCUCCAAUGGUCGUUCGAACGGAGCCGUCAGCGACUCCGGUUCGGACAAGAAAUCCUCCACGGGACCCUGCGACGAGGAGUCCAUUCAAGGUCACUUCGGUUGGGCUCAAUUCGGCAAGGUAUCCAUACCGUACAUCUAUCGCCAGUCGGAGAAGUACUGCUCCGUGCGCAUGAUCGAGCUGAAACUGCUGGGCAAAUACCUCAACUGCCUGCAUCCGGAUAUCUAUUCGAGCUGCACCUGCGUGCGCAGCUACUACAUCACCGAUGCGGAGGCACGUCUCUUCAUCGAGAUCAAUCAUAAGCACUGCGACGGGGAGUUCGGUCGCGACAUCUUCAACCAAAAGGAUCUGGUGGUCCGACUCAGUGACGCAUCCAAGUUCUAUCAGUUCUUGGACAUUUGCUACAGAAAACUGGUCUCCGGCAGCAAGACGCCGUCGGAGAAGUGCGGCUUCAUUCGCAUCAACAAGGAGUCCGUGGUGCCCUACACUGUGCGCAACAAUCAGCAGGUUGUGCCGCUAUUCUAUUUUGAGGGCGAGACCGAGAAUCUAAAGACCAAGGCGGAGCUGCUCAAUGGCUGGGACCUGGCCUAUCUAAAGUUCUGCUGCAAAGUGCAGGGCAUACGCAACGAGCUCUUCUCCAGCGAGAAUGUAGCCGUCAUUUCGCUGACGGACAUUAAAAGCUACUUCCCAAAUGGCACCGAAUUUGAGGACUACUGGCCCAGCAAGGUGGUUGACUCGAAUCUGCUGAUUGGCAAUCGGGCCAAUGUCAACAACUCGGUCAACUGGACCCGCCAGCCAUCGGCGCCGCCGCCAAAAGUGACCACCUCCGGUACUGGAUCGACAGGCGGCUCUUCCUCCUCCAGCGGCGGUAGCAUGGGCCAGAACUCAUCAUCCGCAUCAUCGUCCGCAAACUCCGCCGGUGGCCAACAGGUGACCUCGAAAUCUCAGCAACAGCACGCUGCCUCUGCCGCUGCAGCAGCGGCGACGGCGCAUCAACAGCAUCUGAUGAAGCAACGCGCCGCCGCAGCAGCAGCUGCCGUCGGCGCCAAUGGUGUGGCGAAUGCGGCCAACAGUUUUGGGGCAGCCGCGGUGGCGGCCUUCAAUUCCCAGGCGGCGUCGAUGCUCCAGCAGUCGCAGGGCAACAACAGGAUGCUGUCCCAGGCCACCGUCCAGGCUUUGGCCAGCAGCGGAUGGAUGUCUGGACAGACGAACCUGCAGCUUCACGCCCAGAUGAUGCAAACGCAUGCGAACGCAAACCGCGUGGGAAGCUAUCGGGAGCACAUGAACAACCUGAUGAUGAGCGGCAGCAGCCGGCAGCCGUAUUCCUACAACAAUCCCGCGAUCUCCAUGUCCUCGGUGAACAACCACAGUGGGGGUGGCGGGAAUGCCCCACCUCCGCUCGUCCGCUCGGCGGCGGGUCAAAAUGCCAACCACAUGUCAAAUGUCGAGCAGUCACUGGUGCAACAACAACAACAGCAACAGACACAACAACCGCAACAACAACAACGACACCAGAACAGCACAUUUAACAACAACAACAACAACCAUGCACCACAGCAACACUCUUCACCAAACAACCAGACCAAUAGUAGCCACCAUCAUCAUCAUCAACAACCACAACAUGCCUUAGCCAAAAGUCUCAGCAGCAGCAACAGCAACAACAGCAGCAGCAACAGCAGCAGCAACAACAAUAGGAGCAGCAGCAACAACUCCAGUUCGGCGGCCGCCGUGGCCGCUGCUGCUGCCGCCGGCUAUGUGCAAGCUCUACUGGGGGGCGGCGGCGGUGCUGGGGGCGUGGCUGGUGGCGCUGGCGCCGGCAGCAAUGCCUUCAACUACAACCUGCCCUCGACCCGAGCGGACUACACGAAUCUAGCGCUGUGGAAUCAACUAACGCCCGCCCAACGAUUGCUCUUCAGCCAGCAGCUGAAAGGUGCCAGUCCCACUGGAUCUGGUGGUAAUAUUACCAGCGGUACCGGAUCAAGCCAUUCCGCCGGAAAACAAAACUUCCCAGCCUUGCCCUCCCUGCCGCUGGAUACGGAUCUGAUUACCAUGCUGGACUAUAACAAUCCCAAUAAGGCAAACAAAAAUCAGAAAAGUGGAGGUGUGACCUUUACCAAACCCAUUGCGCCACCCCUGAUACCAGAUGGUUCGGGAGCUGAAAUAACGCUGACCAAAAGUAGAAGAGGAGGAGCAGGAGGUGUUGGUGUUGGUGGUGGUGGUGGCGGUGGUGGUGGUGUUGGUGGUGAUGGCGGCGGAGGAGUAGCCACCGCCGGAAGUGGCACUACCAUACCGCUGAAUUCCACACAAGCACUCGAGGAUUUCGAAAAGAAGUUCACUGUGAUGACGGACGAAAUGCGAGCUGUUAUACAAAAGGUUUUGGCCAAUCCGGAUCUCUCGACAUUUAUACAAACGAACUCCAGCAGUAAUAAUAGUGCAAAUCAAAAUCCCCUGGUGCCUUCGUAUAUAUCACCACCCAUGUCGCCCUCCGUGGGCGGUUUGAACAUGGGCAUGGCCAUGGGCAAUGUGGCCACCCUGACCUUGGCCUCCAAUCCGAAUGUAACGAUAACACCACAGUUGCCCGGACACUUUCUGCACUCGCCAUCGAGUUCGUGUUCCAGUUCGAGUGCCUCGAAUACGGCGCCAUCUCCGUUGAGCAGUAGCGGCGGCGGGGGAUCAGGUGGGGCGGGCGGAGCAGGCGGGUCAUCCAGCGGGGCAACAGGGCGGCAAAAGAGCGUGAUUUGUUCGACCAAAAGCAAUAAUCUACCAAUGGCCAUACUUUCGCUAGCUAGCAAUAAUUCAGGUGGGGUUAGUUCAAAUUCAGGAGUACGACGGAAUAACAAUAAUACUAAUAGUAAUUAUGGGCGUCAGACACACAGCCAAAGUAGUAGUAACCACAGCAAUACACAAACAACCACCCAACAACAAAGCACACCCACUGACGUAAUCGAUCUGUCCUCCUCUCGAAGGUCACUAGCUGCAUCGGCGGCCUAUUUGCAGCAACACUCGUCGGCGGUCGCCCAGCAACAGGUGGCGGCGGCAGCGGUGGCCCAGCAUCAACGUUUGGCCGCCGUCGCAGCCCAUCAUGCCCAGCAGAAUGGACGCAGUUCCUCGAAUUCGGGAAAUUCCGGCAGCUCGUCGAAUACUUCGGGCAACAACAAUGGAACAAGCAACUCUGGCUCCUCCGGUAAUGGCUCAAACGGCAAUGGCAAUGCCUCCUCGAACAGCGCCUCCAUGCAUCUGCAGCGCCAUGCGGCACUUGCACAUGCUGCGGCGGCGGCAAAUGCGGCGGAUAGUGCCCAGCGGCUGUGCGUCAUACCCGAAAUACCCACCAACAACAUGAACCUGACGCCCUACAAGGUGCUCAAAGUGUGCGUGGACAAGCAUCUGGUGCCCUGCAUCAAUAUGAAGGCCUACAAUGACUCCGAGCAGCUGAUGACGCUCAUCGAGUUCCAGAAGAACUUCUUCCCCUCGGUGCCGCUGGAUCAUUGCAAGCGAUUGAUCGAGGCCCUCGGCGUGGAGCUCUACAAGGCAAACCGGCGACAAGUUCAGAUCCUGAUGGAGUACGAUCGCAACUACAACGAGAACAUGCCGCUUGUGCAGGUGCGCGACAUCAUUAAGUACAUGACGCAGCUGACCUUCAUGACGCGCCAGACGGAGCAGCCGCCGGCCAAGAGGACGCGCACGAGCUAGGAAUUAAGCUGGGGAGCACAACAUUUGCCACCAACAACAACCACAACAGCAGCCACCACAAUAGCCACAGCCACACCAACAACACCACCAUUAAGCACAGCAGCCACAACAAGCAGCAACACAACAGCCACAGUUCACACACGAACAACAGCAACGUCUGCAGGGAUAGCACCACCAAUUUCGGUGGCAGCCCCAUCGCUGCGAAGACGGGCGCUCACACCGCCAGCGAAUGUUAGUGGUGAUGAAGUGCUGGCCAGACGGAGGGCACUAGCGCCACCGCCAGCUCCGGCAGUUUCGGCAGUUCCUGCCACACCACCAGGAGCAGGAACCAUUGGAUCUCCUGCACUAUCAGCAACACCUGUACACACCACCAGCAACACAUACGAAAUGUUGUACUCCCACAACCCACACCCGCACCACCCAGCAGCCCAGCACCACCAUCAGCAGCAUGAGCAGCAGCGUUUGCUUAAGAAGAGGCAGCAUGCCGAGCAGACGGCGGCCAAGAAUACGCGCACUGCUGCGGCAGCUGCCCAGAAAAUGGCCGAAGCCGAGCAUGCCUAUCUAUCCAAUUUGUACGGCAAGGCGGCGGCCAGCAUGCUAAGUCCACCCUUGGGUAAUGUCCUGCCCGAGUGGGAACAGCAGAGGCAGCGAAGGACACAGGCGGCAGCACCACCGCCCCACCAACAGCAGCAUCCGCAUCAGCAGCAGCCACCGCAGCAAUCGACGGCGACGGCGGCGGUGGCGGCGCCACCCCAACGACAUAUAAUGCAUCGCCGGCAUAGCGUGUGUGCCGCUGGACUGGCCAGCCUGUCGCCUGCCUCCUCGACGCACUCUUCGUCGACGGCCUCGCCCACUACGGCGGCGGCAGCGGCCCUGGCCGCAGCAUCCUACUACGGCAGUGCGGCAGCAGCGGCGGCGGCUGCAUUUACGGCACCAUAUCAGCACCAUCAUCAUCAUCAUGCCGCAGCGGCUGCUGCGGCCGCACAUCAUCAUGCAGCAGCAGCUGCAGCGGCAGCGGCGGCAGCAGCUGCGGCCCAUCAUACACAUGGUCAGCCAUCGCCCACCAUUUAUCCACCCACUCCGCCGCCAUCGGCGCCGUGGGUGCAUCCUUGGUAUGCCGGCGAUGCGGCGUUCUGAGCGAGAGAUCGUAGAUAAAAUAGAUCGUAGACAGAUGAAGAUCCCAUGGGGCGAGCAACUCAAGCCCCGCAUUGUACAUUCGAGUUUCUAGUUUGUUAAGCUAUUUAUUAAACGACGAAAAGGAAAAACAAAACCUAUUUAGAUCAAGAGAGAGCUCCAAACAUUUUUUUUUGCGCGUCUGUCUGGAGGAGA